ACGUAUAACUCACAAAUUAAAUGUUUCCGGACACAUAUUGAUAUGGGUAAUUCUUGUUUUGGUACGUGCAACUCGUGCGAAAAGUUCAUUCGCCCCUUUCAUUUUACACUCUGUAUAAGCUGCGGCAGUAAUUAUUGUUCGUGAAUAUGGAAGUAUCCGUCAACAGGGAAGACAAAGUUGUUGCUUUGGUGUAAACAGGCAAGUGUCAUGGUACUAGGAUAGCGGAAUGCUGUAAGGUUCGCGACGUCAACUUGGUCGAAACCCACUUUUACACCUCUCGAAAUGGGAGCAGCAGUGAUAUUAACGGUGACAGUGAUAAUGGUACGUAGAUUUCUGUGUUUAGUAACGCGUAAACUGAGAGUGCUUGCUGCGUACAGAUCUGGACAUGAAAAGAAAAUUCUAUCACCAAUCCAACUGGAAAUAGGAAUGCCGGGCCUGUUUAACAUGAUGUGAGAACUGCAGGUCAGUGGAAGUUUCUCAGGGUGAAGCACAGCAGGAUGGGUGAUUGUUGGCAUGAGAACGCAAAUCUUUCUCUUAUCUCCACCGAUAAAACAGCGUCCCGGGGCGACAGUCUGUCAUAUUUUUUCUCCGCAGCGGCUCCUCUACUACGGACAGGACUCAAGCUCGACUCCCGAACGAUGCUGCUGAUUCUGUUGAUGAUGCUGGGGCCACUGACAGCCGCCAACUCGACCAAACCUCUGCCCGUUAUGAAGCAUCAGAUGUGUUCCGACCUGUGUACCUCGGGGCUGGGGGGCGCCCCUUGCGGGGAGCUAUGCAGUGAGGAUUUGGGAUUCGACCUGCAGUCUCGCGUGAGGCAGUACACCGUCACCGUUCCCCGGAAGAAGGAAAUCUACGGUCCACGCCGUACCGUGUGUCCGCUGCUGUGUCGCAGCAACCUCGGCGAGCCCCUCUGCGGCUGUCACGUCGAAAGUGCCUUGGUGAUGAAGCCUGUGAACUGGACCGCCAUCUGUGAUUCCUUCUGCCUCCUAGAGGGGUACACACUGUACGGAUGUCCGCGCUGUAGCGUUCUCAAGCCUCACAAGGCGAGGUUGUCCAUGGCUUCCGACGCCACCAGAGGAAAUUCUCAGGACGUCGACUGGGCUGAUCUUUGCGCCUACCUCUGCAGCAUUGGCGAGGGCGGGGCCGCCUGCAACUGUGACGCCGUGCCAUAGGUCACUUCUCACGUCAAGUGUGUCGCCACACACCAGCUCCACUGGACACGUGCUUGAAAUUAAUAGAGAACAUGGUUAAUCUGUCCUUCAUCUAUAAAGAGGAAGUAAAAUUCCAUUCAUUAUUAAUUAACUUCGACGUUAUCUGGAGGUGAGGGAUUUGCUUCGCGCUCAGCCCGCUUUAUCCUACCGGAAAGAGCCUCCGAUAAUCUUUAAGUUUUUAGAAAAGUUACCAUAAAAGCGGUUUUUAGAAGAACAUAGAAAUCAGAUCAAUUUGACCAUGAAAUUGCGGUUAUUGCCCCUUCUGGGGUUUUCUGGGGCCAAAUUAGAUCUAGUUUUGUCCUGGGGUCCAUACUGAGGAAAAAUCGGGACUUGGAAUUACAGAUCAUCAGCUGGGAACCCGGCGAAGUAUGUAGAAUCGCAGUGGAUAUCCAGUUUCAUAUAACAGCUCCAGCGGUACAGUGCGCUCUAGAGAGGAACAAGUCAUUAUACCUUACCGCAAAUGUGCCUACAGAUUUGCUCUGUCUAUAUCGGAAAUGUUCUGGUCUAGAAAACCGAAAUUAACGGCCGUAGGAAUUCGUUGGGCAGACCACGCGACACCCUCU
Molecule: messenger RNA, 1774 nt
Organism: Cryptotermes secundus
Lineage: Eukaryota; Metazoa; Arthropoda; Insecta; Blattodea; Kalotermitidae
Exons: 5
Coding region: 498-1172 (224 amino acids)
Source: RefSeq, a predicted model, not a curated record